Molecule: messenger RNA, 1272 nt
Organism: Colletotrichum aenigma
Lineage: Eukaryota; Fungi; Ascomycota; Sordariomycetes; Glomerellales; Glomerellaceae
Gene: nit-4-6
Product: Nitrogen assimilation transcription factor nit-4
Exons: 2
Coding region: 1-1272 (423 amino acids)
Biological process (GO): DNA-templated transcription
Molecular function (GO): zinc ion binding; DNA binding
Source: RefSeq, a predicted model, not a curated record
AUGCUAGCAUGCGCAACUCGAAUCAGAACAUCAAGCUCCGUGCGGAAGCUGGGUCGUGCGUAUGCCGACCUGGCAAAGAAGGAUAUUGUCUUUGAGUUAGAGAGACCCACCAUCGCCACUUUGCAAGGGUUCCUGCUGCUGAGCGACUUUGAAGCAACGUCUGCCAGAGAUAGAAUUGGAUGGACAUACAAUGGCAUUGCGUGCCGGCUGAUAUUCGACCUUGGUCUUCAUGAAGAUUGCUCUCGACUGAUCAGACACGGCAUACUCGUUCAGGCAGAUGCAGACUUGAGAGUCUCCUUGUUCCUAUCGGCUUUCGUGUAUGACAGGCUAUGGGCACUCUACCUUGGUCGCCCCAGCUGCGUCCCAAUGAAUUGCCUUGAGCAACGGCGGCCUCAAAUUGCGCCGGCCAAAUCAAUAGGCCCACUUGAGCAUUGGGUAACUCUCUGCAAGUACAUAUCAGAGGUUACAGAAAAGCUGAACGGUUUUGGCCCACCCCUGGACCAUACCUGCGUCGAUAGCCUGUUAGAUCUCAGUGCUCGUAUUUCGGCGGCUCACGACAGAUUACCGCCGGGUCUUUCUUCGAAACAAACCUCCGAGCUCUGUGUCACCGCAUACGGACUCAACAUACAAUACCACGGCAUUCAAAUUGUCCUCCACCGAACACUUGUCAAAGUCCUCUUACAACACGAUGCCAGCAAAGCAGACGGCCUCGACCGCGACGAGCAGAUCAAAAGCUUUCGCCGAAUUCUGUACGAUAAUGCCGUAUGCAUCUGUCGGCUUCUUCUAACUUAUCGCGAGAUGUUCGGCGUUGAGAAUUUCAUCACUGUCAUGUUGGACAAUAUGUACAUUGCGGCAAGUACGCUGGUGUCUCACAUAUUGCAGCCACCUAUGAUGGGCGAGCAGGACGGUAGCUAUUGCGAGAGCUCUCGGCUGCUUGGAUUCCUGACUGAGACGAUGAGAGAUCUCCCAAAGUAUUAUCCCGUUGUUGAAAAGAUGGGCCAAACACUUUCCAGCAUCACUGAGAACACAAUACUGGCCGGUUCCUUCGAAUCAAUGAACUUGAGCAGUGGAACUCGGAACCCGGACAGUCACAGCAUCAUGGCCAACACAGUGGCUCAGCCCGUAUCCGGCUCAUGGGGAUCGAUGGGGGCGUUGGUACAUGAUGACUUCCUUCUCGGCCAGGGAAACCUAUUGGGUGAUGGAUUCAGCCCAGACCCAAGGCUCAAUGACAAUUUCUGGUUUUCUGAUGUGACUGGAGGGCUUCUACAAUGA